Messenger RNA from Solenopsis invicta (red fire ant), 4021 nucleotides. RefSeq names its product ABC transporter G family member 20. The transcript has 15 exons. Gene Ontology annotation, molecular function: ABC-type transporter activity; ATP binding; ATP hydrolysis activity. NCBI's taxonomy places the organism in Eukaryota, Metazoa, Arthropoda, Insecta, Hymenoptera, Formicidae. Gene Ontology annotation, cellular component: membrane. The record is from RefSeq and is a predicted model, not a curated record. The coding region runs from base 1230 to 3323 and encodes 697 amino acids.
CGUUUUUACUUUUAAAGAAACGGCGGAAAGAGAAAAGCAGAAAUUCAAAAUUGGCCAAAUGUACCUUAAAGUAGAGUCUUUAAGCUUGAAAAUAAAAAAAAUUUUCAAGUACGAUUAUUUUUAAAAAUUUAUGAUAAUUUGAAGUUCUGCAAAAUUUUAGUAUAAAUGCGUGUUGCGAUAAUUUUGUUGCCUGGUGUAUUUAGUUUUAUUAAAGUACUUAAUUGUAUUAAUAAUGAUAUCGUUCAUAAAAGAUUGUAUUGUAUAAAAAAUAAAAUUUAUUUUUUUAUAUAUAUAAAAUUAUACAUUUUUGUUUAAAAUUAACGAAAGGAAAUAUUGUAACAAUUAAUUCAAUAGAUCUUAACAAAUAUCAAGGAAAAUGAAGGUAAAUGUAGAGAAAUGGAACUAAAUAACUAAGAUAUGCAAUUUGUUAAAUACAUUUUUUUAUUGAGAAGAAACUGUAUAUAAAGAAAUAAAAAUAACACUCUUUCAAAACUUGCAUUUUUGUAUUUUAUUUAUAUAACCUAUAUGCGGAAAAAUAUAUUUCUUGACUUGGAUAAUGCCAUGUAGGAAAUAAUUACCUUAGCUACAAUCCAGAGAUUAAUGAGUGGGGAAAUAAUAACAGUACAUUUAAAGCAGCUACAGAUAAAACUAUGCCAGUGAUCAUCGCGUGGUCUUGAAGAAUGUUAGACGUACCUCUUAAUAAUUCUCAUAAAUAUGUUAAUAUGUCUCAUAAAUUCUCAUAAUAAAAUUCAUAAAAUAUGUUUGUAAUAAUUCAAUGUUUUUGAAUUUGUGACACAUAAUAACUGCUAUAAACAUAAGUUUUAUCAUGUUUCGUAAAUUAUAAAAAGUGCGAUAUCGACAGUAGAAUUUAAAAUAUCUCAAUAUAAUAUAGUAAAACAAGAUAUUGUUUUAUUCUUUUAUUAUAUUCUUGUAAUUAAUUGAGUCGGUUGAAAAACUGAGAAAAAUAUUUCAUUAAUAAAUUGAACAAAUCAUGAUUAUCAAAUUUUCCAAAGAAGUAGACGUUUUACUUUUAUUAGUGGUAUGUGUUGCAUAAAUUUCUAAACAAUGUAAAAUUAAAUGAUAAAUAAAUAAGAAUAAUAUAAAAAGAAACAAUAUAUGUCUUUUCAUUUCAUAUCAAUUUAAAGUGCAACGAAUAAAACUUGAAGAGUGCUUUCUAACAUAAUUAAAUCGUUCGGUAACUGCUUGAACACUCAUCACCAUUUCGCAAAAUGGUGCAGGAAAAAGCGGUGAUCGUAAGGAAUGCUAUAAAGCGAUAUGGGAAAGAACAAUUGGUGCUCAACGGUCUGAACAUGACCAUUUCAAAAGGUUCCAUAUACGGAUUGUUGGGAGCCAGCGGAUGCGGCAAAACUACCUUGUUAUCCUGUAUCGUUGGGAUUCAGAAUUUCGACAGCGGAGAGGUGUGGGUCUUGGGGGGUACUCCGGAUAGCAAAGGUUCCGGAAUUCCUGGACCUCGAGUGGGUUACAUGCCGCAAGAUAUCUCCUUGGCAGGAGAGUUUACCGUGAGAGAUGCCUUCUACUACUUUGGCAGGAUCAAUGGACUCAAUGAUGAAGAGAUCGAUGAAAAAGAAACCUUCUUUUCGGAUUUUCUCCAAUUACCUCCGUUGGAUCACUUGGUGAAGAACAUGAGUGGAGGUCAGCAAAGAAGAGUUUCCUUUGCUGUCACAUUGAUUCACAGGCCCGAGCUUCUAAUUUUGGAUGAACCUACUGUGGGAUUGGAUCCAAUUUUAAGGGAAAAUAUUUGGAUUUACCUGAUGAAAAUAACGCAGGAAGAAGGUGUCACCGUAUUGAUGACGACGCAUUAUAUCGAAGAGACUAAAGAUGCUAAUAAAAUCGGUUUAAUGAGACAUGGUAAAUUGUUAGCAGAAUCGACAUCAGAUAAAUUGCUGGAGCAUUUUCAAUGUUUGUUCUUAGAAGAAGCUUUCUUGAAAUUAUGCGAAGCACAGGAUAAUGCAGUCACAUUAAAUGAAAGAUCUUGGGAAUCUAACGAGAAUACCAGCAGCGACGUCUUGCAUGAAGAUAAACACAGGCAUACAAAAGUAAUCUCGGAGUACAAAGCUAUUUCGGGACAUCAAGUUCCGCGAUUGAAAAGGUUUAAAGCUUUACUCGUAAAGAACGGUAUCCAAUUUUUGCGUUAUUACACAGGCUUAUGUUUUGCAACUAUCUUCCCGAUAGUUCAAGCCAGCUUGUUCCUUGCGACAGUUGGUGGUGAUCCAAAAGGCAUCAAGAUUGGGAUUAUAAACGAAGAAGCUGGCAACUGCGAUUUCGGCAGCAAUUUUGGCAAUGUUUGGAAUGACGAAAGCACUUGCCACUUUCGCAACCUCAGCUGUAGAUUUCUACACAAUUUUGGCGACUCCAUUGCAAAACAGGAAUAUUAUGAGGAUUUUUCUGAGGCAAAAAGUGAUGUACAGGAUGGGAAACUCUGCGGUAUAAUGUAUUUUAGUCAAAACUUUUCGCAAGGUUUGCAAACUCGAUUGGAAGAUACUAAUUUUGCGGAUGAUUCCGAUCUUUACGCCAGUCAGAUUCAAGUUUUCCUCGAUAUGGGUGAUAUGCAAAUUGGGCUUUUCGUGCAGAAAAAUCUAUACAAGCGUUUCAUAGAGAUUUUUGAGGAUAUUAUGAAAGAUUGUAAAUAUUUGAUAAAAUUGGCCCAUCCACACAUUAGAUUUGAAAAUCCCAUUUUUGGUACGAAUGACCUCACUUAUCUAGAUUACGUAAUACCAUCAUUCAUAUUAACACUCUCUUUCUUUUUGGCUGUCCCGAACUCAUACAGUUUGAUAAUCACAGAUCGGUUGGAAGGUGUCUGGAAUCGAAGCAUGGUUCAAGGGGUCAGGACGGAAGAAAUCGUACUAUCUCAUAUUCUUAUUCAGCUUGUCAUCGUAGUUAUUCAAAUCACUAUGAUGAUGCUCAUAUUCUUUGUUGUAUGGGGUGUGGAUUAUAAAGGAUCGAUAUUCGUCAUAUGCUUCUUUCUAUUUCUCAAUGGCUUGUGCGGAUUGAUGUUUGGUUUUGUUAUCUCCUUUGUGUGCAACAAUCACACUUUGGCGCAUUACGUUGCGACUGGAAGCUUUGUCCCUACAUUAACACUUAACGGAACUCUAUGGCCGGUGGAAGGAAUGCCAAAAUUAUUUCGUUGGAUUAGCUACGCUAUGCCAACUACCUUGGCCUCUGUAUCCAUGAGAGAACUCAUUUACAAAGGUUCUUCUAUAUUUGAGUGGCAAGUUUUAAUUGGCUUCUUUGUAACUUUAGGAUGGAUAUUGUUUUACUUCCUUGUGAUUGUGUGUUUAAUUGUAAGGCGGAAAAACUCGUAAUAUUAUUUAAAGAGCAAAUUCUUUUGAAUAAAUGCAGAAACAGUUUUCCGUAAUCUAACGAGUUCAGUUAGACAGAUAUACAUUGUGCUUCAACUAAAGUAUUAUUAUAUAUUUUAACUUAUGUGUAAUAUAAAAAAUAUAUAUAGUUAUUUUAUCUAUUUAAAUUACUCUCUGCGAAGAAUUAAUUGCUUCAAAGCAUAAAAUAGUUAUAAUUCCUUUAAUUUAAUUCUUUCUUGUAAAUUAAAUUUUUUUAUUCUAGUUUAAAUUAUCACACAAUUUUUUUAAUUCUGUUAUGCAUACAGUACAAAAAUAACACAAAACUAAUUAAUUACACUUGUGUGAUUAAUAUAGCAUUAUUAAAUGUUUUCGAAGAAUAAUUAUAAAUAAUUUAGAUAAAAAAAAUAGCUAUAUAUAUUUUUUCACUAAAGUACUUAAUUGUAUUAAUAAUGAUAUCGUCAAUAAAAGAUAGUAUUGUAUAAAAAAUAAAAUUUUUAUAUUUAAAAUUAUACAUUUUUGUUUAAAAAUAACAAAAGAAAAUAUUGUAACAAUUAAUUCAAAAGAUCUAGACAAAAAUCAAGGAAAAUGAAGAUAAAUGUAGGAAAAUGAAAUUAAAUAACAAAUAUAUAUAGUUCGUUGAAUAUGUUUCUUCUUAGAAAAGAAACUGAAUAUAAAAAAAUAAAAAUAAAACUCUUUUAAAA